GCGGCUUGUCCCAAGUCCAUAUAUAAUAUGCUUCGUCCUCAAGCGUAAACCCUUUCAAGCCUAGGGUUUUGGUUUGUCCAAAAACCCUUCAAAGGCCAUCGACUUCUCUUGCAGCCAUCGAUACACUCUCAAUUCUAUACUGCAAGUCCAGAUUAUAAAAGAUGGUGCAGUACAAUUUUAAGAAGAUUACGGUGGUUCCCAAUGGGAAGGACUUUGUCGAUAUCAUUCUGUCUCGCACCCAGCGUCAAACUCCUACUGUUGUGCACAAAGGAUAUGCUAUCUCUCGUAUACGUCAAUUUUACAUGCGCAAAGUGAAAUAUACGCAGCAGAAUUUCUAUGACAAACUCUCCACCAUUAUUGAUGAGUUCCCCAGGCUUGAUGAUAUCCAUCCUUUCUAUGGGGAUCUUCUUCAUGUGCUCUACAACAAAGACCAUUACAAGCUUGCCCUUGGCCAAAUUAAUACUGCUAGAAAUUUGAUUUCUAAAGUAGCAAAGGAUUAUGUCAAAUUGUUGAAAUAUGGUGACUCACUCUAUCGCUGCAAGUCCCUGAAAGUUGCAGCUCUUGGGCGUAUGUGCACUGUUAUAAAGCGCAUUGGCCCAAGUUUAGCUUAUUUGGAACAGAUUAGGCAGCACAUGGCAAGACUUCCCUCAAUUGAUCCCAAUACUCGAACCAUCUUGAUUUGUGGGUAUCCAAAUGUUGGCAAGAGUUCAUUCAUCAACAAGAUUACAAGAGCAGAUGUGGAUGUUCAACCGUAUGCCUUCACUACAAAGUCCUUGUUUGUCGGUCAUACUGACUACAAAUAUCUGAGGUAUCAAGUGAUCGACACUCCAGGGAUCUUGGAUAGGCCAUUCGAGGAUCGUAAUAUCAUAGAAAUGUGCAGUAUUACAGCUCUAGCACAUCUGAGGGCUGCUGUGUUAUUUUUCCUUGAUAUUUCUGGUUCUUGUGGCUAUAGCAUUGCGCAACAGGCCGCUCUUUUUCACAGCAUCAAAUCACUCUUUUUGAACAAGCCGUUGAUGAUUGUAUGCAACAAAACAGACUUGCAGCCAUUAGAAGGCAUUUCUGAGGAAGAUAAGAAGUUAGUUGCGGAGAUGAAAGAUGAAGCUAUGAAGACAGUGAUUGGUCAAGGUGGCGAGGCAACAGAUGAAGCAGGUGUGCUGUUAACUAUGAGCACUUUGACUGAAGAUGGCGUAAUUUCAGUGAAGAAUGCAGCUUGUGAGAGGUUACUGAAUCAAAGGGUGGAAUUGAAAAUGAAAUCGAAAAAGUUAAAUGACUGCUUGAACCGCUUCCAUGUUGCUAUGCCAAAACAACGUGACCAGAAAGAGAGGCCAGCAUGCAUACCUGAGGCAGUGUUGGAAGCCAGAGCGAAGCAGGCUGAGGCAGAUGCUGAGAAACAGAAAAGGAAGCUCGAGAGAGAUUUGGAGAAUGAGAAUGGAGGUGCUGGUGUUUAUUCUGCAAGCUUGAGGAAGCACUAUCUAUUAGCAAAUGAAGAGUGGAAGGAAGAUAUAAUGCCUGAAAUUUUAGAUGGGCACAAUGUCUAUGACUUUGUUGACCCUGAUAUCUUACAAAGGCUUGAAGAAUUGGAGAGAGAAGAAGGUCUUCGUCAGGAGGAAGAAGGAGAUGAUGAUUUUGAGAUGGACGGUGCAGAGCUGACCCCUGAAGAACAAGCAGCAUUAGCUGAAAUCCGGAAAAAGAAAAGUUUGCUCAUUCAACAGCAUAGAAUGAAGAAGAGCACUGCAGAGAGUCGACCCACUGUACCAAGAAAGUUUGAUAAAGACAAGGAGUUUACUUCAAAAAGAAUGGGAAGACAGUUAUCUGCUUUGGGAUUGGAUCCAACUCUAGCAAUCAAUCGAGCCCGAAGUAAGUCAAGGGGUCGUAAGCGAGAGAGAUCAGUUGAACGUGGAGAUGACAAUGGUAAUGAAGCAAUGGAUGUUGACGAGAUUACUCCCAGCAAGAAGCAACGUAGGUCUAGAUCUCUUUCCAUGGCAAGAUCAAGGUCGAUGUCACGACCUCGAAGUGAAUUUGUUCCAGGGGAGGGCUUCAAGGACAAACCCCAGAAGGAACAGGCUAUAAAGUUGUUCAAGAAAUCUGCUAAUAAGAGGAACAAGGAUGCUCGUCGGGGAGAGUCCGAUAGAGUCAUUCCUACUCUGAAACCAAAACAUCUAUUCUCUGGAAAGAGAUCAAGUGGCAAAACUGACAGGCGGUAGUCACCAAG
Solanum stenotomum is the source of this 2212-nucleotide messenger RNA. RefSeq names its product nucleolar GTP-binding protein 1-like. The transcript has 2 exons. NCBI's taxonomy places the organism in Eukaryota, Viridiplantae, Streptophyta, Magnoliopsida, Solanales, Solanaceae. The record is from RefSeq and is a predicted model, not a curated record. Gene Ontology annotation, cellular component: nucleolus. Gene Ontology annotation, biological process: ribosomal large subunit biogenesis. Gene Ontology annotation, molecular function: GTP binding; RNA binding; GTPase activity. Bases 162 to 2204 code for a protein of 680 amino acids.